Messenger RNA from Populus nigra (black poplar), 552 nucleotides. Its product is annotated as VQ motif-containing protein 18-like. Bases 1 to 552 code for a protein of 183 amino acids. NCBI's taxonomy places the organism in Eukaryota, Viridiplantae, Streptophyta, Magnoliopsida, Malpighiales, Salicaceae. The record is from RefSeq and is a predicted model, not a curated record. The transcript has a single exon. Gene Ontology annotation, cellular component: nucleus.
AUGGAAGGCAUAGUAAGGCCACGCUCAUGUAACCCUAGUUCAUCAGCUUCUUCCAAGCUAGGCAUGCACAGAGAGUCACAUGUAAUAUCACAGUUGAUCAAGCCCAAAGUUCGCAUAAUUCACGUAUUUGCACCAAAAGUUAUAAAGACUGAUGUUGCAAAUUUUAGAGAGCUUGUUCAAAGACUCACUGGUCAACCAUGUGGAAGUGAAGGCAUGAUCAAGAAGAAAGCAAGAAGCAGUGCUCCAGGCAAGAGAAAGAAGACCGGUUCCUCAAUAUGUGAGUCAAGCAAGAAAGCGAUGCAGCAGCUGCCAGAGCUAGGAUUGCCUAGUUUGAUGAGAGGAGAGAAACUCAGGGUGGAGGUGGAAGCAAAUGAAAUGUUGGGGGGUCAGAAUUGUUCGAGUAACUUUAAUUCCCUUGAUGGGUAUGGAGAUUUGAAAGGUUUUGUACCAGAUGUGAGCAACAACUUUUCUUUGACAACACCUAAUUCACAAUCUUCUCAUGAAAUGGAUGGUUAUGAAGACACGCACCUUUCUUGGCAAAAGGUGGAUUAG